AUGGACGAUCUUGUCAAGGGCGUCGUGUACGCGGCCGGCUUUGCCGCGACCGGGUGGAGCCUCAUGAAGUUCAUGCUCUCCGUUCCCUUGAAGGUCACUGAUGGCAGCCCCGACGAGCAGGCCAUGCACCUCGUUAUCAAGGUGCGGUCGCUCCCCGAGAUGGAGCUCUUCCUCCGCGAGGUCGCCGACCACACCGACCUCGUCGUGCGCGUGAAGGCCGACUCGGCGAUCCUGCACGACGACGAUCCGGCCAAGAACAACGGCGCGGCCUAUCUCCUCGUCGGCGCGGCCUCGGACGCUGUCUACGCGCGCUACGCCGAGGUCUGCGCGCUGCGCAAGACCAACGUCAAGGGCAAGUGGGUUCACUUUGAGCAGGCGCUUGCGACCGAGUUUGGUGCGACCGCGGACGGCGCCGUUGCCUUCUCGUCGGGCGAGAAGAUCGACUUGCUCCUCUUUGCGCUCGCGUCACUGGACGUCUUCCUCGGCGACGGCGAGACGCACGCGGUCUUCAAGAACGGCGACAAGCUCUUCCAGACGGCCCGCGACAAGGGUCUCAUUACGGCGGUCUUUCCCCUCCACGAUACCACCGAGCGCACGCACCUCAUGGAGUCGUGGGUCAAGCAGAAGAGCGCGUUCACGCGCGUGCCGGUCGCGCUUGUCCGCGACUACUGCGGCAACGAAGUUGGCUUCUACUUUGCGUUCCUUGGUCUCUACACGCGGUACUUGAUCUACCCGACGGUCGUCGGCCUCGCGGUCGCUCUCUACCAGGCCUUCUACGGCAUGUCCAACUUUGGGAGCGCCUUGUACGCGCUCUUUGUCGCGGCGUGGGCCGUGGCGUUCCUCGAGGGAUGGAAGCGCCGGCAGAGCGAGCUCGUCUGGAACUGGGGCGCCGCCGACUCGGAGAGCGUCGUGCUCGGUAGCGCCGAGAAGGUCCGCGAUGGCUUUGACGGCACGCUCCUGUACGACGACAUUGACGAGAGCUACUACAAGUCGUUUUCGUUUGGCCAGCGCCUCCGCCGGUACUUGGUGACGAUUCCGAUCCUUCUCUCGGCAAUCGCAGCCAUUACUGCGUUCAUGCUGGCGUACUUUCAGGCCGGGGAAUACAUUCGACACCACGUGACCGAGGAGAAUGGCUGGACGCACGGACUGCAGUACGUUGCGAAGCUUCCGUCAGCGUUCUACGCCGGCGCGGUCUUUUUGAUCGACCAGCACUACGGCGCGCUCGCUACGUGGCUCAACGGCUACGAGAACCACCGCACGGAAAUGGACUACACGAACGGUCUCAUUGCCAAGCUCGCGCUCUUUCAGUUUGUCAACAACUUUGGGCUGCUCUUCUACAUAACCUUUUUUGUCGGCGACUUUGAGCUGCUCCAGACGACGCUCGGGUCGCUUCUCGUCAUGCGCCUCUUGAUUGGCAACGUCACGGAAACGCUGGUGCCGUUCGUCAUGGCCGAGUCGACCGUCAAGGCCAAGGUCGGACUCAACGCGGAGAAGGACACGGCGGUCGCGGUCGUCAACAAGGUCGACGUCGAGGCGCUCUUGCCCGUGUACGAAGGCACGUUCAUGGACUACCUCGAGCUCUUUAUCCAAUUCGGGCACGUGACGCUCUUUGCGUCCGCGUACCCGCUCGCGAGUGCGUGCGCGCUCGCCAACAACCUCGUCGAGCAGCGCAGCGACGCGUUCAAGAUCCUCAUGAACCACCAGCGCAACCCGCGCUCGCCGCACAACGGCAUUGGCACGUGGCAAGUUGCGUUCACGAUCCUGAGCUACGUGGCCGUGCUCACCAACUGCACGAUCAUCGGCUUCAACUCGGGCGUCCUCCAGAGCAUCUACCCGACGAUCACGCCGUUCCAGACGCUUCUCGCGGUCGGAGUAGGCGAGCACAUCAUCUUUGCACUCAUGCUCGGCAUCCAAGCGGUCGUUCCCGACGUGCCGAGCGCGGUCGUUGAUGGCAUGAAGCGCGAAGCCGCCGCGGCGCGCAAGAAGCUGCAGAUCAAGGCCGAGUACAACCGUCGCGCGCGCCUUCUGCACAAGGACAGCAGCAUCUCGCGCUCGAUUGACGAGAACGAGCUCAGCGAGAUGGGCCAGGUCGCGGAGGUUGACGGGCUCACGACGAUCGCGUCCGACAAGUGGCGCGCGUGGGUCCUCGAGGAGAAGGUCCGCCGCCGCGUGCUCGAGAAGGAAGUGCAAAAGAUGACGGGUCUCUACACGCAGUGGAUCCAAGCCGAGCAGGCCAAGUCCAAGCAGCUCCAAGCCGACUUGGAGGCGCUCCGUGAAAAGAAGACCGAGUAA
Saprolegnia diclina VS20 is the source of this 2292-nucleotide messenger RNA. RefSeq lists its product as hypothetical. Lineage: Eukaryota; Oomycota; Saprolegniomycetes; Saprolegniales; Saprolegniaceae. The record is from RefSeq and is a predicted model, not a curated record. Gene Ontology annotation, biological process: chloride transmembrane transport. Gene Ontology annotation, molecular function: chloride channel activity. The coding region runs from base 1 to 2292 and encodes 763 amino acids. The transcript is spliced from 7 exons.